Molecule: messenger RNA, 447 nt
Organism: Parastagonospora nodorum SN15
Lineage: Eukaryota; Fungi; Ascomycota; Dothideomycetes; Pleosporales; Phaeosphaeriaceae
Exons: 1
Coding region: 1-447 (148 amino acids)
Source: RefSeq, a predicted model, not a curated record
AUGUCAGACGACUCCGAUCUGGUCACUAGUACUACUCAACUUCCCGCCGGUGUGCCUGCCGCUCCUGGCAUACCAUCCAGCAGCGUCUCAGAACCCCAACUCCCUGGCCACCUCGUCUCCACCAGGUUGCCAGAUUUCGAGAACCCCGUAAAGCUACUAUUCAUCCACACCGCCGGCAAAUGCAUCGAACUCCAUUACGGCAUAAUAUUCUCGUACAAUGAUCACCGACACGCUAUCGACGACUGUUUUGGCAAAUCACCGGAAUUCACCGUCCAAGAACAUGGCUGGUUCAGUGAUGAGAAAAUGUUUCAGCAGAUUGCCAAGAACCAUACCGCCCCGAACGGCCUGGAUCCUGAUGCUACUUUUAUUGGUUGGCGGGAUAGUCUCUUUGCGUUUCUGGACGCUCAUCACGGUGGUGUUGGGGGGCAGUGGACGAGGAUCACCUAA